Messenger RNA from Coregonus sp. 'balchen', 18557 nucleotides. The record is from the annotation of a GenBank genome assembly. NCBI's taxonomy places the organism in Eukaryota, Metazoa, Chordata, Actinopteri, Salmoniformes, Salmonidae.
GAUUGUGCCACCACCCUUGUCACACUGCCAUGGCUGACAGCAGCAUAGUUACUUUGGGGAUGGCUCGGAGCCUGCUGGUGGACUCCUCUGUGUAUGACUCCAGGAUGGCUGAGACUACUAAGGAUGUAUUCCUGGGUUUGGGUUCUGAAGACAUGGAAGGCAAGAGUUUCACCCUUCUCUCAAUCAGUGUGAUAUUAACUGCCUUUUACCUGAGGCUGUCACUCAAAACAGGAAAGACUUCUUUUUAUGAUUGCUUUCACAUUACCUUUGAGAUUCACUGAGCCCUUGGUCCUCUGUAUUCUCUUGUAGAGAUGUUACCUCGGGUCGAAACCAGAGUCGUUCUUGUAGGAGAAGCUGGCAAAAAUGGAGCACUUGUCAAAGCACUGCAGGUACCGUGCCCAAAUGGUUUGAGCCCAGUUGUCAUUGUGGAAACAUCAUUGCAUUAUGGUUUGUUUGUGAUUAUUAUGUUUUUAUUUUAAGGAUAAUGAGUAAAGUGAGUCAAUACACCUGCUCUUUCCUUGACAUAGACUAUCCAGGUGAAAGCUAUGAUUCCUUAUUGAUGCCACCUGUUAAAUCCACUUCAAUCUGUGUAGAUGAAGGGGAGGAGACAGGUUAAAGAAUGAUUUUUUUUUAGCCUUGAGACAUGGAUUGUGUAUGUGUACCAUUCAGAGGGUGAAUGGACAAGACAUAAUAUUUGAGUACUUUUGAACGGGGUAUGGUAGUAAGUGGCAGGCGCACCAGUUUGUGUCAAGAACUGCAACGCUGCUGCGUUUUUCCACACUCGACAGUUUCCUGUGUGUAUCAAGAGUUGUCCACCACCUAAAGGACAUCCAGCCAACUUGACACAACUGUUGGAAGCAUUGGAGUCAACAUGGGCCAGCAUCCCUGUGGAAUGCUUUCGACACCUUGUAGAUUCAUGUACCGACAAAUUGAGGCUGUUCUGAGGGCAAAUGGGGGUGCAACUCAAUAUUAGGAAGGUGUUCCUAAUGUUUUGUACGCUCAGUGUAUGUCAUUACAAAUAAAUGUAGGACUAAUAUAGGCUAGAUACUUAGACAUUUAGCUUUUUAAAGAAAGAUUGUGCUUCUGGGGUCUUUACAUCUGCACUUGGAGAUACGAAUUGUUAAUACAGGGUGUUGGAGUGAUAUUAGGCAGACUACUGUUUCCUAGAGAUGGUACAACGGCUUAUAAAUACGGGGAUUUAGAUUUGUUUACAGCUUAUGGCCAUUGGUUGGGUUCAUGCAACAUAUCUUGUCCUCUUGGCAAUCAUAUAAUUUAGGUUAACUAUCUACUCUCAUAAGGAUUUAGUGAAGUUUUUGGAGUUUUGAGGGUGGAUUUUAAAUGUGUUUUGAUAGAAAAGGGGGAAAUUACCUAGGCCCACGUUCCAUUCAUUUAAUUGAUGUCUGAAAGUUGUCAGACUGUAUCCAGAGAGAGAGGGUGAGCUUGGGCCAAGAUUAGAAGAAUCUUGCCAAUGUUCUCCAGUUAAACUUCAGACCGUGUCCUGUCUAUGGCCUUUAGAAAACGAUUACUGUCAUGAUGAAAGCAGGACGGGAGACAUGUCUGUAUGUGUGUGGGGGAGGGGAGUGGGACAGAUGUGCUUUGUCUGUGAACGUGAAGCAGCGGCACAGACCUAAACUGUAGGAAUAAAACGGGUUCACCCUUGAACGCCGAGAAGCUUUUAGAUCUCAAGGCUUCUUUAAAUGAUCUAUUUUGUGUGCCAAUAUGUAGUAUUGGCACAUCCACCGACAGCUUAAUCAGAGGGGGAAGUCUGCUGAGUGAAUCGACAAAAAAAGUCGACCUGCUGCUUUGAACUUUAUUAAUUUAGCAGAACUUUCCCCCCGGAUAGUGUUUGACAUUUGUUUGAAGUCCUUGCCUUCUGGGUUGCAAUGACACAGGCCCGUUGUUCAGAGAAUUUGUCAUUUUGGUGUCACCAGCUUGAGGUCAAUGAUUCAUUUUACAGGCUGUCAAAAUAAUGGAAGUCCCGGUGGUUAAGAUUAGAGGAGGAGAACCGGGUGCUGAGUCCGGAGAGAAAUUGAUAAAAUCUAUAAUCAAUAUGGUAUGUCUUUUUUCGGACUGGGAUUGUGUUGCAUGCUUUAAUCCACCAAGGGGGGUCUCUUUGCAUGGGAAAUCUCAGGGUGAUUGGCGUGCAACUGCAGCAGUAUCCUCACAAUUAUUGGUAAAUGUCACAGAUUUAUACUGUUAACACCUGGGGUCCAAGCUUAGAUGCCUCUAACAAAAUGAUCUAACACGUUCACACUGUUGAUUCCUCUGAUGUAUGGUGGCAAUAAUUCUGAGGGGAUUAUGCAUUUUAUGAAUACGGUUUACAGGUAUCAUACAUAAUUUCUCUCUUCAGCUUAAUGAUCUCUGAUUUAUUUAGGCUGUGUUCUUGAUUCAAAUUCUGCCCGACUGAGUUUAGUGAGUUAAAUCGAUUUAAUCGAAUCAAAAUAACACUAUCUGAGUGAGCACUGGAAAUUGUUUCAUGCGGCAUUGAGCAAUGUCAUGGUGUGCGUCAGUCUGUGUGUCUGCAAAUUAAUGAACGGCUUUCAAGUACCUGAACUUCAAUGUUUACUGUUUGCUCUAAACUCCACUAAAUGUGCUUUAAAUGUAUCACUCAUAUUGCAAUAUAAUAUCAUGAUUAUCAAAUUACUCCUUUUUAUAUGAAAGAGCUGCUUGUGUGUCCCUACUCUCAUUAACAGUGACCUUUUUAAUCCAAAGGAUAUCAACGUGCCUUGCAUAAAGACAGACGAUGUCAAAGAGUUUGGAGACGGAGAAAACACAGAGUUUGAGACGGUAUUCGUGCUCACAGACUUUGCCUCUCCUGACUACAUCUAUCUUUACAAACAUGACAACCGGAUCGUGGGCCCCCCGGUUGUUCUGCACUGUGCGAGACGAGAGGAGGUAAGGACAGGAGAAAAUCACUCCUGAAAUAUACUCACUCACUCGGGGAUGGCACUUGCAGUGCUCGGCUAUGGAUCACUCCUCGCCCGUUCAAGAUCUGAGGUUUUGACUGUUAUGGUGCAAUUUAGCAUCUGCCUGCAACGGGAGAUGAAGUUAAACAUGGUGGAAAAGUUGUGCUUUCAAGUUAAAUAGAUUUAUAUGAUGGUUUUGAUUGUUCCCGUGAACCCUGAGAAAUGCAUCACUGUUGUCUGGGUCUAAACAGAGCACCUGUUCAACUCAGCCAGAUUACUGGGGAAGAUGAACACACCACUGGCCACAGAUCAUUGCAAACCUUACCAGUCACCUCUCUAAGAUUAACGUAGAUCUAUGGAGGAAUGCAUCACAGCUCUAAAAACUGAAAAGGCUUAAAAUAUGGCUGUAUUCAGAAUGAGAAAUUGUCUCUGCAUCUAUCCCCUUAUCUACCGACCCUGGUAACUUGGAGAUCAGCAGAACACAAACGUACAGUGCCUUCGGAAAGUAUUUAGACCCCUUGACUUUUUCAAAAUGUUGUUACGUUAGACUUAUUCUAAAAUGGAUUAAAUCAAUGUUUUUCCUCAGCAAUCUACACAAUACCCCAUAAUGACAAAGCGAAACGGUUUUUAGAAAUGCUUGCAAAAUUAUUAAAAAUAAAAAAAACAGAAAUACCUUAUUUACAUAAGUAUUCAGACCCUUUUCUAUGAGACUCGAAAUUGAGCUCAGGUGCAUCCUGUUUCCAUUGAUCAUCCUUGAGAUGUUUCUACAACUUGAUUGGAGUCCACCUGUGGUAAAUUCAAUUGAUUGGACAUGAUUUGGAAAGGCUCACACCUGUCUAUAUAAGGUCCCACAGUUAACAGUGCAUGUCAGAGCACCAAAUACAGGUGUGCCAUGCUUGUAGCGUCAUACCCAAGAAGACUCGAGGCUGUAAUCGCUGCCAAAGGUGCUUCAACAAAGUACUGAGGAAAGGUUCUGAAUACUUAUGUAAAUGUGAUAUUUGUUUUUUAUUUUUAAUACAUUUGCAAACAUUUCUAAAAACAUGUUUUUGCUUUGUCAUUAUGGGGUAUUGUGUGUAGAUUGAGGAUAAAAAAAAUGAUUUAAUUAAUUUUAGAAUAAGGCUGUAACGUAACAAAAUAUGGAAAAGGUCAAGGGGUCUGAAUACUUUCCGAAUGCACAUACUUGCACAGGCCUUUCAUACAGCUUUGCUACUGACCAGUAAAGAACCCCCCCCCCCCCAAAAAAAAAAUGCAGUGAAGGAAAUAGCAGAGAUUUCUAAGCACCAUAUUGUUUGUUUUUGUUUCCCACAGCCCCUGCCAUUUUCCUCUCGUCCUCUUUACUCUACCACCAUGCUCAACUUGUCACUGUGUUUCACAGGCUUCCGCAACAAAGAGGAAGUUGUAAGUGGAAUGUGUUCAAGCUGAUUGUGUCAUUAUUUGUAACACUACAAAGUAACAACAUGUCGGUUUUGUUUGCUAUUUUAAUGCUAAGAGAUAUGUGUUGGUGCCAAAUGUCACUCACUGCCUUUAUCCCCUGCAGAAAAACCUGGUGAAUCUGGUGCAUCACAUGGGAGGCACCAUUCGGAAGGACUUCAGCACUAAAGUCACCCAUCUCAUUGCAUACUCUACUCAUGGCGAGAAAUACAAGGUUUGUAAAACAGCCCUUUCCUCCCAUCUGGAAGAGCUCAUGUAUAGACCUAAUCCAUGUGAUUUAGUUCUCCUCAGGGAGUUGCUGUUGUUGGAUUCUUUUCUUCCCCACAUGACAUUUUACUUGCUGUCUGAAGUUUUCGUUUUUUUGAUUCUCAGUGGUUCUGUUGGCUUUUCUCCACAUCGCUUCAUUUUCUCAACUGAAAGCUCAACUUGUUCAGUGUUUUGCUCCAGCACUUUAAACAGGAAAAGUAGCCUAGCUCUCUUAACAGACACACUGAGCCAUUUUACAUUGGAAAGUGUCUUACUGUUUAACAGAGUACAAGAAUGAGAGCAGUUUCAAUACACAUGCCUUUUUUCAUCCCUGGUUUUGAAGGAGCUUUUUAACUCUUGCAGUACCCGGCACAUAGCCUACAUCUGUUGUAAAAGAGGGCCAAACACCUCAAUCCUCUUUUGUAAAGAGUAGAUAGUUAUCCUAAUUAGGGUUGGGCGGUAUCUAGAUUUUCAUACCUUCAUACCGUUUCUGUACCAUACCGGGCACAGGAGGCUGCUGAGGGGAGGAGGGCUCAUAAUAAUGGCCGGAAUAGAGCAAAUGGAAUGGCAUCAAACACCUGGAAACCAUGUGUUUGAUACCAUUCCGCUCCAGCCAUUACCACAAGCCCGUCCUCCCCAAUUAAGGUGCCAGCAACCUCCUGUGAUACCGGGGUAUACAGUAUUACCGGCAGUGCACACAAGGGCUUUCUUUCCAAUCGUAAAAAAAACACAACGCACAAAACAAAUUUAGGCAGCAGGGAUCUUGAUCCAGGAGGGGUUUGUCUCUGCUGUAACCAAGAAGCUUGUCUUGCAAGUUAGCAAACCAAAUGCAUAGCUGGAACCCUGAGCUGGAGAUAAUUUAUUUGGCACAUCUUAGAUAGUUAACUUAUAGUUAUAAGCAGUGGCCUAGCACGCAUUCCACCCACCCAAGCUUUAGGGUGCUCCCCCCAAAAAGGGGCAGUAUUGAAAAUCGUACAGUCUGUAUUUCAAAAUACCCCGGUAUGUGGUAUGUACGGUAUACCGCCCAAGCCUAAUCCUAAUAUGACAUACCUCUGUGUCUCCUCUAGCUUGCUGUGUGUAUGGGGACACCCAUCCUCACCCCAACAUGGAUCCAUAAGGCCUGGGAACAUAGAGAUGAUGUGUAAGUACCUCCUCACGCGCCAGACAAUGGCCAAAGCCAACUGCAUGCCCAGUCCUCAUUGUGGUCUUCACAUUCAUGUUUGUACAUCAACGUAUACUAUUAUGUACAUGUAUGAGGGCUAACAACCACCUGUUCUUACAGUAGUUUCCAUGCUGGAGAUGAAGAGUUCCGCACUGAGUUCAAAGUUCCCCCCUUUCAAGACUGUGUGCUGAGCUUCCUGGGCUUCUCAGACGAAGACAAGACCAACAUGGAGGAAAGGACGAUCAAACAUGGUAUUGGCCUGAGGUCUUACUUUUUCAGUAUUUUAUUUUUUGUCCCUUCAUAUGUUAUAUCUAGGCUUUACAAAAGCUACUCUGCAUGCACAUUAUCUUCCCUUCUAUUAUGGAGUACUUUUUGAGUUUUUAAAACUUUGUGUUUCUCCAAGGUGGCAGCCACCUGGAGGUUGGAGAUCAGAAGUGCACUCACAUGGUGGUGGAGGAAAACUCUGUCAAGGAGCUUCCAUUUGUACCAUCAAAGAGACUUUAUGUUGUCAAGCAGGAGGUGAGCACUUCAAUGAAGUAGAUGUCAGCAUACAUCACCGAACCCGCGGGAGGCAGACAUAAACAUAAAACAUUUCCCCAGAUCAACAGUGUGUCUGACUGAAGCAUAAUACCUCAAAUUCAUGCAUUUUAUGCGCCUCAAAUUCAUGAAUUUUCCUAAUACAUUGGCAUUGUCAAGUCUUGGAAAAUGAGCCUUGUUAUUUUCUUCUAAAGAGUAUGUCAAAUUAGCAUUUCUAUUUAAUGCUUUUGGUUGUAUUGAUUGUAUUGAUAAACUCUUGCCUCACUUGAAUGAUCAAUAUUUUAUUUUCCUUUUAACUAGAAAAGUCAUUUGAGCAGAGAUAGUGAGCACUGGUGUUCCCCACCUUGUAUCAAUACUCUGUUUCUUUGCCUGUUUAAGUGGUUCUGGGGAACCAUACAGAUGGAUGCCCGAGCAGGAGAGUCCAUGUACUUCUAUGAGAAGGUAAGUUCUGUCUGUGAGUCAAUCUGAUUCAUCCUCCCAAUGCCCUUACACAAACCUCUAUACAGUGGAAUGGACACUGCUAAGAAUCUAUAAGCUGUGUCGCACACAUCCUCACGAGUCUCCCUCUUUGGAUUGAAGUGAGUUCAGAAAAUAAAAUACAAAUAUUUUUCACAUACAAACUUUACUUGUCUGAACUACGAAUCAAAAAAGCUCCCCAAAAAUAGUAUGGUCCCUGUGAUAGAAUGUUUAUUUUGAUUGGCAAUAUUCUGCAUUUUUCAAAUUCCAUGUCUGGAUUGUAAGAGAAAGUGUUCUUGCAAAGCAUGUUAACGUUUAAUCAAACUAUUAUAUAAGUCUGAGUAUUCACAAUUGUAGUAUUGUGUGCUUGCAAACGUAGUCAGUAGACUUCCAUGUUUACACUUAUAAGUGUAAUUGCUUUACAUGUGCAAACGGAUGAUUAAAACUAGGUGAAAUUAUGGCUUCGCAAGUCUCGUUAUCACAAUUUUGAACAUCUCCCCUCCAGAACUUAAUAGAGCAUCUGACCAAAAUACGUGUGAUUCUUUUUUUUUUUUUUCUGGUUUUCCUUUUUACACACAUUUUUCUCCAUAUACCCUCAUCUGACAUGCCCAUGAUUCUGCUACUCUCAGAUGGACAGUCCUGUGAUGAAGAAGGCUGUGUCCCUGCUGUCCCUCAACACACCUAACAGUAACCGGAAGAGGAGGCGUCUGCGGGACACCCUGGCCCAGCUCACCAAGGAGACCGAGAUCUCCCCCUUCCCUCCACCCCGCAAGAGGCCUUCUGCCGAACACUCCAUGUCCAUGGGCUCUCUGCUGGACAUCUCAAACACCCCCGAGACCUGCAAGGCCCUGGCAGGUGAGAGAGGAGCCACAGUCACUCAUCAGCCACACAUGUCAUGUCACAAGGCUGGUAACACUGGGUGUUAGCCCAUCAACGGUGGUUAAUAAACUCCUCUAGCCUCGUUAAAAGUUAAUGCAGGCAAAAACAGACAGGGAUUAUAGCAUCAUUAGUGUCUCGUGUCAGCUGAAAUCAGGGCCCUGUCAUAGACUGAGGAGACGGUCACUGCUUGUUGCAGGGGGAGGCAGGAAGAACCAGCACGCUCUGCUAUUCUGUUUGAACCACCCCCCCUGUCUUUCAGAGCACAGUGUAGAGAGCAGCAGGUGUAGGAGGCGCUGUGCUAAGGCCAACAGGCAGAGCAGGAUGAUGAGGAGGAGUGCCAGGGAGAUGAGGAGUAGGGGGACAAAGAGUAGCCCUUCCACUGCACUAGCACCCCCACCCUUCAGCAGGAAGCAGGGACCCCAGAGGCCCCCAAGGGUCCUCAGGACAGGGAGGGUGUCCCCAUCCAUCCCAGUCCCCGGCCACAGCGAUUGAGGAAACUUCGUGGGUGGACUCGUCACAGGAGUCAGUCUGUCUCAGCGAAUGCCAGGAGAAGACAGGUCACUCAGUUGAACUGUCACUGUGGGGAAAUCCGAUUUGGCAUGAUAUUAGAAAUUAAAUAAGAAUGUUUUUAGAGCUGUCUGGAUGAUCAAAGUGGUGCAACAGCAAGAAUAGUAGGUUGAGCGUUAAAGCCUGGAGAGUUGAGGAUGAAAUUAUAUGAAGGGAUGGGAUUAUAUGAAAUGCAUUUAGUUGCAUUCUGGAGCUAUUCUCACUAGCUAAGAUAAAAGCCCCAAGUCUUCUGCAGAGUAGCCUUCACUUUGCAUGUCAGAUAAAAUACUUUUCAGAAUCUCAAUUUUCUAAACUAUGAGACACGCAGGAAGUCAAAAUAAGUACAGAAGUUGUGGAUAGUCAAAGAAAACAUGUUUUUCCCCACUGUCUCAAUCAAUAUUCACCUCUUGACCAUCUCUGGCUCUCUUCCAGAACAUUCCCGGCCCCUGAAGAGCUCUACACCUGCUGUCCUGAAGCAGUCGGCUAGAUGGCAGGUCUCCAAGGAGUUGUACCAGACAGAGAGCAACUAUGUGGAUAUUCUCACCACAGUCUUGCAGGUUUGUUGCUGCUACUGUGGAUGUUGGUCUCACUUAGCACCUCCGGGGCUGCUAGGGUCCUAAUCAGGCUGUCCCACUGGUGCCUGAGUCCAGUGACCAGUGGGAGAGAAAUUUUUAUAGGAUUGUGCGCGUCAGGACUGUCAGCUAGCCAGGCUCCCACUCACCCUGCAGGGCUCUCUGCUGCUCAUCGUCCCAAGCCUCAGGCCUGUCCUCAUCUCAUCUCCCUACUCUGCUAGCUAUAGCAUUACUAUUAUACCAGUAGAAUGACCUUGUUCAGCAAACCUCACUACCAUAUUUCGUAAACGGUGUAGUGUACCCUCUACUUUCUCCCCUACAUCACCUUGUGUUCUCUUUCACCGAGACCCACGCCCACUAACCCCCACUCGUAUGCAGUCACCAGUAGUGUCCUCUCUCUGUCCCAUGCCCACUACACCAUGCCAGCCUAGGAGACAGAUGGCCGGCUUCACAUUGGAUGGUCUUUAACACUGACUGCUGACCCCAUGUCCACUGACCUCUGAAGUCAGCCCAUGAACUGGCCUGCCAAGAAGUGGGCUUGAAUACCAAUUAUCCCAUUAUGAUUCACACAUGUUGGGCGCUUGUUAAAAUGUAUUUUUAUUAGAACAAAAGGUAAUUCCAGGCCAUCUUGAGCCUUUUUAUUAUAUUUGUUACAGAGAAAGCUGAAUAGCGCUUUUUAAUGGGAAUAAUGUAUUGUAGUUUAUCAGGGGACCUACUUUCACUACUGUUUGUGAGUUUUCUAUGUCUUUGAUAAGAUGAUGGGGAGGCAGGGUGGCCUUUUAUAAUGAAUACAUACCUGCACUCUAAAAGGAUUAUUAUCCUCCCCAGUGUUGAAAAUAGAUUUUACUUUCUACUUUUUAUAUCAUUCUCAUAGUACUAUUCAGUCUGAAAUAGUGAGUACCAUCUGUAUUGGGGUGUGUGUAUUGGUUAAGGGAAUAGUGGGCUAACAUUGAGUCUCACCUGAAACGUCUGUUCCUUUAGCUGUUCAAAGUCCCCCUGGAAAAGGAAGGCCAAGUUGGUGGACCCAUUUUGGCUCCGGAAGAAAUCAAGACCAUCUUUGGCAGCAUCCCAGAGAUCUAUGAUGUACACACCAGGAUAAAGGUGGCCACUUCUCUCCUUGAAAUGUCCCAAGAUGACCUGAACAAGAGUUUAAUCUGCAGUGAAGUCACCUAAACGCCCUUUGUGUCUCUCUGCUUAUUGGGUUAAUGUGACAGGCCGAUUUGGAGGAGCUGGUGAUGGACUGGUCUGAGGACAAGAGUGUCGGGAACAUCAUUCUCAAAUACGUGAGUGCAACAGGCCUUUGUUCUGAAUGUUCUAUUGAGCCAUUUUGGACAUUCUGAUUCAGUUCCUUCCUCUCUGUCUGUCUGUCAGUCUAAAGACCUGGUGAAGGCUUACCCGCCAUUCGUCAACUUCUUUGAGAUGAGCAAGGAGACCAUAGUGAGGUGUGAGAAGCAGAAGCCAAGGUUCCAUGCUUUCCUCAAGGUACGUGACCUCUGAGACAAUGUACAUUUGUGUAUACAUCCAUGUGAGUGUAGGUGUAGAAGUUACCAUAUGCCUCAUGCUAAAGGUCAUUCAUUGCUUGUCUCUUUAUGUACAGUAAGCUUGGAGGAAACUGCUCGGUCUGUGUUGUGGGUGUGAGUGAUUGCCUGUGUGUGUGAGUAAGCUGCAACAUGUCUGUCAGGUCUCCUCCUGCUUUAAGAGCAGUGUUUUCUUGCCUCAAGAUCAAUCAGGCGAAGCCCGAGUGUGGGCGGCAGACGCUGGUGGAGCUGCUGAUUCGCCCUGUGCAGAGACUGCCUAGCGUGGCCCUACUCCUCAACGGUAGACUACACCACGCACACACGACAGCCAAAUCUUGACCAACAUGCUACAUAUGUGGCAUGAUAGAAGUACUAAUUAUAAUGCAUUCUCCUCACCUGCAUAAGAAGAGAGUGAUUGAUUUCCAACUGAAAUGUCACAUAGGAAAUAAAGAUAGAUGCUCCUUGCCUUUAUCCACAGUUUUGUUAUAAAUCUGUCGGUCAUAUCAGUUGUUUGCCCUUGACUUUUUUCACUAUUCUAUCAAUUAUAUAUGUUAAUGUCCAUUGACCCAUCUAUCUUGCAGAUAUUAAGAAACACACUGCCUGUAACAACCCUGACAAAAUCACUUUGGAGAAGGCAAUCGAAUCACUCAAGGAAGUUAUGACGUGAGUCAACUGUGCACCGCCGGCCAUGCAUGAAGCAUUUAGUUGUAAUUAAGUUAAAGCCUCAUCCAUUAUCCAUGCAUUUGCAUAAAGUUAUUGUAGCAUCAGUUGGUUAACUGAAUUUAUUUUACCCCUCAGUCACAUAAACGAGGACAAGAGGAAAAUAGAGGGACAGAAGCAGAUCUUUGAUGUCGUCUAUGAAGUUGACGGCUGCCCUGUAAGUUGUUUGUGCAUUUCUUCACUGGAAUGUUGCACGCUUUGUUGAGGCUCUAAUCUGUUUAUGGCUGUUCUCCAGCACCAUAACGGCCAGGCCUAAGCGUUCAGGCUGAUAUCCCUAUUUAUUUCACCUAAUUUCCAUGGGAUGCAUUUUUCACACUGUUCACUGCACAUUUAUAUCUUGUAAUGCAUGGCUUAUUGCGCUGGAGUCAACUUGAUAACGUGUGUGUGUGGACAGAAUUUAUGUAGAGCUGUGUGUAUGUGUGAACCAAACUAUUUUUCUGUGUACUGAAGUCCUCUUUUGAGGUGAUUAUAGUGGAGAUGAGUUGAUACUAGAGGGAGUGAAUUAGUACACCUUUGGCUCUGGGCUGUGAGUAGUAUAGCUUUGUUUAUCUGGAUUUGGAAAGCAGAGCAUCCAAAUGAAUAAACAUAGUUGAUAAGGUUUUAAAGGAAUAAUGGGACUGGAAAUGAAAAUUCCUACAUCAGCCGUGCAGUGAAAUUACCAAUCUGUAGAGUUAGACCCAUUAAUACCAAAUAUGGUGCUUUAAAGGAGGCCUGUGAUUGAAUAAUGAAGCUCUCUCUGGUGGCCAUGUUUAUUUAUUCACAAAUGGCUGCUGGAUGUCUUUGGUUGUGUGAUAUUCAUCCCAUCUCCGCUCUCUCUCUCUCCCUCCCUCCCCCCAGGCCAACCUGCUCUCGUCCCACCGCAGCCUGGUCCACAGGGUGGAGACCAUCGCCCUGGGAGAUAAACCCUGUGACCGAGGCGAGCACGUCACACUCUUUCUCUUCAACGACUGUCUUGAGGUAACGCCCACAUCAAUGAAAUAAUACCAAAAGUGAAAACCCGCUCAUCUGGCACUCCAGGCAGGCUCAAUGAAAAAUUAUUUGAAAUAAAAUAGAAAUAGAGUAUUUGAACCCUGGUCUGGCCCACAUGUCACUGUAUUGACUAGUGAUGUCCCAGACAUGGCUUUAGAUGUUAUAAGUUUACAAUACACCCAAAACGCUCUCCAAGUUAACGUUAUUGUGCAUUUCAGAAUAUCUUCCUGUCCUCUAUCCCCCCCACCCCCAUUAUGAAGUCUUUGGGACUUGCUAAGAAAAUGCAAAUUUAGUAGCAAGGAGCCCCACUGACUGAUUAUAUACGGGUGUGCAAUCUAUCGUUGCUGACGCAGCUUCUUAUCUGGCUCCUAAUUAGUGAAGUGUUGCAUUAGAAUGGGGGUUAGCAAUCAAACCCAGAAUGGGUGCGGGCGAGGCGGCCUGAUUCAGGAGAGUCAGAGCAGCCUGGUAAUGAGCAUGGGGAGAGCAGGGGCUGCACUCUUCAAUUAUUAAUUGAUUAACUCCUCUGUAUUCAUAUCUCCCCUACCCCUGAUAGAUAUCACCCUGCCUUCAUGGGACAGACCCAACCCCCGCCCCAGCCCCCACACCGGCCAGUGAAACACAUGCUAAUGACUGGGACCGUUUACCUUUUAUUAAAGGCCCUAUCGAUUUGUCACAGCUUAACCACUACCACCCUCCCCUGACACACACACUGGGGAGAGAGUUUAUAGGUAGGGGUGAAGGCUUGAGGCUUCCCUACUUCAACUGUGUCUAUUUGCAGAUUGCCCGGAAGAGACGUAAGGUGAUCAGCACAUUCAGGAGUCCUCUGGGCCAGACGCGACCUGCAGCCCAACUCAAACACAUCACCCUCAUGCCUCUGUCCCAGAUCAGGAGGGUCCUGGACCUGCAGGAUACAGAGGGUGAGUGAGCCCCAGCCCUUGGCAUGUUCUCUACCUACCUAUCAAAACCUAUCAAAUCAAAUGUUAUUAGUCACAUACACAGUUUACAGCAGGUAUAAAAGGAUGGAGAGAUAUGCUAUGUGCUAGCUCCCUCAAUGCAGUACAUCAGACAGUAAUAAUAAUAAGUCAAGUAAAACAUGAUAAAGAGGUCGUAUGCAUAGUAAUAAUGGACUGUUACACUGUAUCUAGAAAUAUAAAGUGGGUAGGGUCUUGGUCACUCUAUGGAAUACAUAGUAUAUAAUAGAACAGCAGCGUUGACUGUGUGUAUAUAUGUGUGUGAGAGUUCUGAGUGCGCGUUUGUGUGUGUGUAAGGAUUGGAUGUGUGGGUAGUCAAUGCAAAUAAUCUAAGGUGCCGAUAAUGAGUUGUAAAUAGUCUCUACGGUGCAGGUCUGUGGAGGGAGACGGCUAGGGUUAACUGUUCAGCAGUCUGAUGGCCUGCUUACCUACCUACCACAUUGCUUAACAUCCAUUACUAAGCAACAGGACCACUCCUUGUUUGUGCUUCUUUUGGGUUGGUACACAUUCCCUGAGCAGGUGUAUUUCUCCAUUCUGUCCUCUUAAUUUCCCCUGGAUCCUUUUCCCUCUUUUGGGAAAUGUUAUUAAUAAGCGUACUGGAAAGCCUAAUAUUUAGAGUCAACAGCGACAGUCUGAAAUGACAGCCCAGACAUAAUCAAGCAAACAUCUCUCCUCUCUCCCAAUAGCAGUGACUCAGCUUGUGUUUGGCCUUGUAAUGGAGCUGCUAGGUUUAAUUUCACUGUCAAUAUGUACUAUAAUUACAACCAGUGUAUGUUGAUACAUACCGAGAUGCCCCUCUAUGCAUCUUAAAGAGAAAUGGGAUGCAGGUUUGGCAACAAUUAGUUUGGCCAGCUAGACUAUUUACAUUUUGGAGAGGUCCAAACCUGGCUCAUUUCUCUCUCUCUAUCCCUCUCUCCCCUGUUUCGCUCUCUCUCUCCCUAUCCCUUUCUCAGAUUGCCAUAAUGCCUUUGCCCUGGUUGUGCACCCGCCCACGGAACAGGAGAAUCUUCUCUUCAGCUUCCAGCUGACCACUGAGGACACGGUGAAGUCAACCUGGCUGAAGAUGCUCUGUCGCCACGUGGCCAACACCAUCUGUAAGGCUGAUGCGGUGAGAGAGGCAGAGUGAGACAGUGGUCCACGAUGGGUUGGGUGGGAGGGCUCCUUCUGAGAACACAGGCUGCAACACGUUGCCUGUCUGUCUGCUCGUCCUCUAACUAACACAGCCAGACUGGCCGGCGCGACCAAGGCAACCCUCACCGGUCUGGUGUCCUCGUGCAGAACACGGUGUCUGGACUCUUUAGAGGUUGAUGAGGACACAAAUGCAAUUAUUUAAAUAUUUGGGCCCGUUUUAGUACACUUACAAAUUAUGUUGCGUGAGAGGCCUUUUUGGUCAUUGCAAUCCUAUUCAAUUGUCCUCUGUGGUUAAACUGGAAGACAGAUUAAUGGAAUUAGAAGUGGAAUUGUACUAGAACUAACACUAAAGACAUAGAUUAGUUGUUUUAUCUCGCCUCCACAGGUCUUUUCACUGAUGUAGUAUUAGAGCUUGAAUGAGGAAGCUAACUAGUAAUUGGCUGCCGGAGACAGAUGUAUAUUUCCCAUCAUAAUUAAAAACGGGCAUAAGCUUCGGAGGUGAGCCCAGGCAGUCCCAGCUGUCAGGAGUGAGGUGUCCACUAGGUGGCGAUGUAAACCUCUACUAGGCUGGCCUUGCUAUCUUAAUUGAUUCACUGGCUCUCUCUGCACCAUGAAUACCAACCAGCUGCAUGUAAAAACGGACAACAGCUUCUCACCCUAUGCAGUUUGACAGCAAAGAAGAAUGGGCUGGAUAUUUAUUUAAACUUGUUUCUAUUUUAAACAGGAAGAUCUAAUUCAGUGCACUGAGCCUGACUCUGUCCAAGUGAGCACAAAGGAUAUGGACAGCACGCUGAGCAAAGCCUCUAGAGUCAUCAAGAAGACUUCAAAAAAGGUAAAAUGGGCUCCCAAUUAGCCCGUCUCUCUCCUGUAUUCCACACAAGCACAUGUUGGAUAUUGGACCAGCUGACUGUUAAACAGGGCUAUUUUGAGUCUCACGGUGGUUUUGAGUGUUUGUGUGACUGUUUAACCCCCAGGUAACGAGAGCGUUCUCCUUCACCAAAACACCCAAACGGGUGAUCCAGAGAGCCUUCAUGGCCAACAGCACCUCCGACAACAAGAGCCCUGGCCCCAGCUCAGAGAACAUGAGCCAUGUGGGCAGGAGUGCCACCCUGUCAGUAAGUUAAUCCAUCAAUUUACCCCAUCCACCCACCCACCCGUCUACUUCAAAUGUCCAGGCCUUGAACAAGGUUUGUCUAAUAAAGUCAAGAGGCCAAAGGGGAAUAGUACAAGAUAAAAGAGAUGGGAUGGGUACUCUAAUUGCACCAUGUACCUUGUUUUUCUCUGAAAUAUCAUUUUGUAGAGCUCUCCUAAGCAUAGUCCUAAAAGGGUUACAUAAUUAGGUGAUUGUUGACGUCUAUUGGUGAAAUUGUUGUUCUGCCAGUCCAAGCCAUUUUCUUUUUGACGGAAUGGCUGCGGUUUUCAAUUAAUGAUGACACAUUCCUGUUUGAACUUUUCUCCUCUUAUUCAGUUUAGCUAUUUAUUUCCUGUUGUUCUAACUGUGUCAGCAGUGAUGUCAGGCUUUAUUUUAUCUCCGAGUCUUUUUCUGACCUUCUCUAUACUUCCUUUUAUUAGAAUGGAAAAGAUGAAUCAUACAAUACUAAAUAUUUGAAGAAAGGUACUGCUCUCAAACUUUGCUAUUAAAAAUGGAUUUUAAGUGCACCUUGAUGCAGUGGUGGGAUAAGCAGAGUCUGGCCUAUGAGUUAACGGUGUCUCUCCCAUGCUCUGUGACUCUCCCCCAUGCUUUGCUCUGUGACUGUAGAUGGCCCGCUCCACCUCCACAUUCAACCUCAGCGGUUCCACCAAGAACUCUGCUGCUGCUGUGGUGCAACGCUCUAACUCCCUGGACCACCCACCCUGUCCCCGCCUCCGUGUUGCCGUCUGUAUUCACACCCCAGAUCCCAUCCCUAGUCCACCCUGCCCUGAGGAAACCCCACCUAAGCCCCAACCCACCCCCACCAGGCCCCCUUACUCUACUGGCCCCCCUACCUGGAGGGUCCCGUCCAAAGGGAUGCUUCCCCCUGGGGCCUGCAGGGACCUGCUGGUCCCAUCUUCUGACCCCCACAAGGCAGGCUGUCUGAGGCCCCGCAAAGAGACCCUCCUAUAGGCGGCUGACUGACGUGAGCAUCACUAUGCUAGGUUUAAUACCCCUUUUAACUCAAUGGGAUAGGUAGUGGCUCUCUCACUGACUAACUCUUCAUUCCUGGGCUGUGGUGGCACUCACUCUCCUGCUCUCUGUGAGCUCCCUCCUCCUGUCUUAUCUGCUGCACACCUCACUCACUCAGCUCCACUAAGAUCAGCCUGCAGCGCCGAGCAGAUGCUCACUUUAGCUUUUACAUAAGCCCUCUCAAUCCAUUUUGGUAUAGGGAGGAAUGUCUUACAGCAGUCACAGCAGCAGAUGAUUUGGUUAUGAUCUAUGGCCUCCAAAGCAAUAAAUGUUGUGGUGACAGUGAUUUUAAUUAUUCUCCCACUAAUUUAAUUAAAUAAAGGCAACAUUGUGCAGCAGUAUGCAUUAGUGUUUGGAUGGAGACUCCAGGCCUUUUGACAAUCUAUCACUGGGCAUUUGUGAAACACUGACACUGGCUUCAUGUGUGUCCUGACUCCUGUUCGGUCUAUCUUCGCUGUACCACUGCUAUUGAUCCCACGCCCUCAAAUUAAACCGUAAUGUCACCUCAAAUCUCAUUAACCUGACUGGGCCCUGUUGAAGUGAGAAUGUGUUAUGGUGGUUAUAGCAACAAGCACACAGUGAGAAGGUGCUGGUGCAUAAAUUGGGUUGCUAUUCAGGCUGGCCUUUCCUCUCACCCUGGCAUUAGUCGGCCGCAGCUUUACUGAAGGAGGAUACAUGAUACACGACGCGCACCUGUUUACGCUCCUACAUUCGUUAACACUCGGGUCUCCAUAGGGCAGACUCCUAAUGAGGGUGAAAUAUGUAUGCAUUUUAACCAGCCAGACCUUGUACUUCCCCCGAAAUCACCCUGCUUUUAUGCAGCAGCACCUUUCAUGUUGGCCUCCCCAAGUUGCCGCGGUAACAUAUAAUCAAGGUUCCUUUUCAAUAGAUCCGAUUCAUCCGCAGUAAUGAGCAGCACAUGGACGGAGAGAGGAAGCCAUGUCUUUACAACAUGGCAAAAUGUUGAAUGGUUUUGAAAGUUGGGCGGAGAAUAGUAAUAUUGUAUUGGCGUUACUUGCUCGAUUAGUUCAGUGCCAACAUUUGGCUAGGAAGGCAGACUGGCACUGGGGAAAGCUGAAUGUAAAAGUAAUUAAAUGAGACUUCCAUAUAAAACGACCUUGUAUCCUUCACAAAGCACUUCCCACAAGAUUGCUUUUGCGGCCCACGUGACAAUCCAUCUUCAUGUCGUGGCUUUUAAACGGUCCACCAGGAGUCACAGCGUGUACAUGUGGUCAGAAAGCCCUCAUGUUGAAUGACUUAAGUGCUCACUUGAGCGUUUGCUCAUCUCUAAUCCUUCAGUGUAACUCAUUGUCCUUAAACUAACACUCGAAGGGUCGUUUCUGUGUUGGAACCCAAUCAAUUUCCUAAUUUAAUUAAUGUCCCUGUCUCCUGUUCUGUUCCCUCCAGGCGAUGCACUCUCCCUCCAUGGUCAACCUGCCAUCCAUGUUUGAGAGGAAGUACCACACGUUCAGUCGCUCCACAUCCCACCUGUUCUGAUUGACUCUUAGAGGAGAGAAACCCAUCAAGCUGUUCUGCACUACUCACUGUAAUUCAAUUAGCUCACCUCUCCACAAUGUUACUACAGAUUGGCACAUCCUGUAAGCGUUUAAUGAACACAAGUUCAUACGGAUAAUGUCUGACUUGGAAAAUGAAAGAUAUGGAUACUCUUGUAUUUAGUGUUUACUUACAAUGUUGCAAGUUGACCUCUAGUGUCUUAGACAUUUGGGCACAUUUGAUUAACAUGUACAGAGGUACGAUAUUCACUGACAUAUUUUCUAUAUUUUUGUCGUAGAGGGAUAUAAUUCACUGAAUGAUUAGCCAAUAAAAGUGUUUUUGUUUUUUGGGAACAAGCCAGUUGGCUUCACUUACUAAAGUUUCCAGCUUUUAUAAAGCUCUUGGAAUGUUUUUACUUUUGAUACAAAUGAGCAGAAUUAGGGGAACAAAAGCAAACAUAAGCAUAUCUAAGUCUGUCUGUUUGCUGUUUUGUAAGUGAUUGUUUUUUAUGUUGUCAAGUGGGUAUGUUUUUAUGGGAGGGACUAAGGGGAUGAUGUUGCGUAACACUACAUUUAUUAUCCAGAAUCAUUUUAUAAAUAGUCUACAAAAAAUCAUUUAUUUUUCUCUUGCUAUUUGUGUACAUUUGCCUCUAUCCCUUUUGUCUGUCAUUAUCCGUAAUUGUUCUGAUUACCUCUUGGCAUAAUUGUCUUCCACUAUGUGUAUUCCAUACACUUCCACAUGUACAUGAUCCAAUGUUAAGCUUAUUUCUGGUGGUUUAUUCAGUUAUAGGAUGUUGUUCACGACUUCUCUUACCAACACACGAUGAAUGAAAAAAUAAAUAAUUCCCUCCAAUUAA